UGUUUCUGGAGACAUACCGCCUCACAAUGUCAUGGCGACCACUACUUAGCAAGUUUACCUUGUUUUACUAAUAGAUCAUCAGAGAUAGAGUGACAAUCACAAGGGGCCCUCUUCACACCGAAAGGCUGAAUAUAACGAACUUUCCACCAGUCUGAAGAAUGGAAUGUGUUGUGAAUGCCAGUGCUGCAGAGGGUGGGGAUCCAUCUGAAACUGUUCUGCAUGAAGACAUUGUGCUUAAGGAGGGUAGUGAAACCCCGAAAAAGAAAAAUAAGAAGCACAAAAAACAUAAAACUAAGAAAAAGCGCAAGAAGAAAAAAGAUGAAAAGGAUAGCAGCUCUGAAUCUGGAGUAGAAUCAGAUGGUGGUUCACAAACAAAACUAAGUACGAAAAAAGACACGUCCAAUUUUGAGACUGGUGAACAUGAAGACAAAGAAUCCACGAAAAAGACUGUUACAGAACAUCACGCUGGUGAUUCCAAGGCCCGUAAAACCAAGCGUCACGCAGGGAAAAAGAAGAAGAAGAAAAAACGAAAAGAAGAAGAAGCGCAGCAGAAAAACUCUCCUCGUUCACAGUCAGUCAGUACAUCUGAUUCAGAGUCAGACUCGGAGACUGAAUCGAAUUUUCCACAAGCACCCAGCUCGGACAGAAAGUCACCAGUGAGCGUUUCAGUAAAGCUUUCAAACAACGGGUGUAAAGACAAGAGUUUCCAAGACGAUGAGAAAAAAGAGCAUGUGACCGAGCACAGUGAAAAGGAAUACACAAAACCAGCAUGGGGGGAAAACGAGUCCCUUCAAGAUGCACACACUCAGGCUGUAAUUAAAGACGAACACAGUGAGAAGGACACAGAAAUGGAAAAUUCUGACACAAAUGGAAGUUUUACUAAAACCCAGGAGCUCCCUGAUAUCAUCCCCAAGCAGGAGAAUGUACACAAAGAGCAAGUUGUCCAGAAGAACACAGCCAAGGCACCAAAUGGGGAAAAGGGAGACAAAGAUAAGGAGUCGGUUUCCAAAUUGAGGUCUCGGUCACGUUCUAAAGAUAAAAGAAGUAAACUAAGCCACAGUCGUUCAAAAACUCCAAAGAAAUCAUCAGGUCGUCGCAAAGAUAGAUCACCAUCGAGAGAGAGGUCUGUUUCUAUCUCAAAAAGAAAAAGUACCCGAAGGAGAAGCUCACGGUCUCCAUUAGAUAGUCGAAGGUCUAGAUCUAGAUCUGCCAGAGGACCAAGGCGUAAGUCGAGAUCCCUCUCCGGUAAGAGAAGGCAACGUUCUGACUCCAGGUCUCGCGCCAGGACUAAAAGAUCACGAACCAGGUCCCCACGGCGUGGGCGCAGAUCAAGAUCUAGAUCUCAAGUAAGGCUACGUCGUUCAGCGUCAAGGUCAAAACGAUCCGUUUCCCGCAGAAAGAACCGCUCAAGAUCACGCUCUAGAUCAGUUCGCAGAGGCAGGCGCUCACGGUCACGCUCCCGAAAGAGGUCACCAGUGUCCCGGACGCGCAAAUCUCGUUCCAGGUCAGUCAGGAGAAGGAGACGAACUCGCUCGAGGUCCGUCGUGAUCCUCAGGAGAUCUAGAUCCCGUCUAAGGAGAAACAGGCAUUCCAGGUCAAGAUCUAGAAACCCGAGAAGACGAAGCAGAUCUCCCUCUCCUGUCCGUUCCAGACGCUCUAAAUCAAGGUCUCCAGUUCGAAAAAGGUCACAAUCCCCACGUAGGAAAUCGGAAUCAAGAUCUCCUAGACGCAAAAAGCUUUCAAAAUCCCGAUCUGUCUCUCGUCAUUCCAAGACGGCGUCUCCCAAAUUAAGUAGAGCGUCAAAACAAAGUAAAAGCAAGCGAUCAAGAUCGAAUUCACCAAGGCACACAUCUAGAUCCAGUUCAAGAGGAGUUUCCUCAGAUAGAAGUCCUAGUCCAAAUAGGAGUAGGUCGAAAUCUUUAUCACGCGCCAAGGAAUCGUCAGUCGAGCUUCAGAAAGAAAUUAAAAGUAAUUCUAAGGAAAUAUCAGAGACCAAAACACAAGAAGCCAGAACUGAGGAAGAACCUGCUGCCCCGACAAAAGGGUGGAAACCCCUGUCAAGUGUAUCUGCAUCUCCAGAGAAGGAAUCAAAUGAGAAUCCUGAACAGUCAGAACUUGAAUCAAAAAUAGAAGACUCUGUGAACGAGACUGAAAGAGCUUUGAAAUCCACUGAUGGACCAGAGAAAUCUAGAUCAAGGUCAUCUUCAUCAGAACCUGAGCAUGAAAGUAGUGGAUCAGAGGAUGUGCAGUCUGAUCAUUCAAGAUCAUCAUCACCAGGUCCAGUAAAAAAAGAAUCACCAGUAAAACCCCAAAGAUUGUCCAAGUCACCUGUACCUAGAAAGAGGUCCAGGUCUGUUUCCUCUCCACGUAAGGCGCCUUCCAAAUCUAAAUCCCUUAGUGCUAGAGAAGUAUCUAAAUCUCCUGUACGGAAAAGAAAAUCUAGAUCUCCGUCACGAGGCAGAAAGAAGAGAUCGACAUCUAGAUCACCUACCCGGAGAAAAAAAUCGCUUUCGAGAUCAGUCACUCGUAGGGGUAAAUCAAGGUCCAAAUCUCGAACAAAGACCAAGCGCUCGAAGUCUAAAUCUCCCAAAAGGAAACGUUCCAAGUCCAGGACACCAGUGAGAAAAAGACGCUCUAGAUCCCGCUCCCCUGCCCGACGGAAAAGAUCAAAGACUCCUGAUAAAAGCAAGCGCUCAAAGUCCCGCUCUCCUAACCGGAAGAGGAGGUCCAGAUCCCGAUCAAAGGGCCGGCAUUCAAGAUCGAAGCGAUCUCGCUCUAUUUCCCGCCGUAAAAGACCCGUUUUCCGAGGGCAUUCCUUUGACAGACGAGAUCGCUGGAAACGUGAGCCAAGCCAUUCUCCUGUUCUCAUCCUGCGCAAAAGAAGGUCCACCUCAAGAGCCCGGCGUAGCUCUAGCAAGACGCCACCACGUCUUACUGACCUAGACAAGGAUCAGCUGUUGGAGAUCGCUAAGGCUAAUGCUGCAGCAAUGUGUGCUAAAGCAGGGAUGCCUAUCCCGGAAAGCCUUAGACCAAAGGCUAUUCUCCAGUUGCCUCUGCCAACUCCCAUCCCAACUCCCCUGUCUUUGCCGUUGCCCUUGCCAAUUCCCAGCUUGCCCCUGAACUUGUCGAUGGGACUACCUGGUAUGUCUGCCUUGCCAAACAUGCCUAUGAACGCUGCUGUGGCUAGCAUGACGGCAGCCACCAUGACUGCAGCUCUAUCGAACAUGGGAGCUUUGGCAACCAUGUCUGCCAUGCCUCCGUUGCCCACCAUCACCAACAAACCCCCACCGGCUCCUACUCCUAAUCUUGCAAACAUUGAGGAGGUGAAGAGAAAAGUAACACAGCAGGCUAACAGCAUCAGUAUCAAAGAGCUGACGGAGAAAUGUAAACAAAUUGCAUCAAGCAAGGAAGAGAUGGCUAUGGCAAGACCUCAUGUUUCUUCUGAUGAUGAUGACGACUAAAACUGUAAAUAGAAGCUUCUGGAUUCUAACUUUGGCGCUACAUUGCUGAACGGAAACCUGUGGUACCCAUCACUGAAUGAGAUGAAGAGAAGGCACCACUGGUUGUUAAUCGCCUGUAAAUUUUUAAAAGCAUAAAAUGACACUGUAGAAAGCCGUAUUCUUCUUACUACAGGAUUUAAAUUACUGUAUCAGGUCAUUUUGUGUGUCUUUGUGUAGAUUAAGGGGCUUCAUUAUAGAUCAAAGCAAAUGUACUGCUUGGUCAGAUUUAGUGAAGUGUGACUCUGGUCUAACAGAAAGAAGCAGUUUAUUUCAAGCUUCUGUUGUCUUUACCCUUUUUUGGUUAAUAGUAUAUGAAUAUUAGGCCACCUGACUAAAUCCCACAUUAAAUGUAAAUCUCAUGAAGUAUUUUUUGCGAUUGAGGAUUCAUUGUUCUUAACUCUUUUGGAAAGUUUUUUUAAUGGAAAAUUAUGGAGGAAAUAGAUUCUUGUGCACAACUGCAAUUUUGUGUUUUCUCACCAUCAUCUUGCUUUAGGGGGGGACUUCAGGGCACAGUGUAUUCGGUUUUAGAGCCUGACAGGUGUUCAGUACAAUUUUAUUUCACACGUUUUUGAAAUGAUUUUGCUCUUGCACUGUAGAAGUUUGUGCUUGAGUGCUUUGUUAGAGCAGAUCUGAGAAAAUGAUGCAUAUGUAUUGAGAACAGGAACUGUUCUUGUUAAUAGUUUAGGUCGUGUUGUGUGUUUAGUUCAAUCCUUUUUUUGCAUUUGUUUUUACAGUUUCAGCAGCUUAUUUAAUGAUACUAAUGCAUUGUAAGCUCAUGGCUGAUGAGAAAAUAUUUUCAAAAUGUACACAAGCAAUUUUAAAUCAAUAGUAUGUACUUCACAUCUACCACAAUGCUGAAUUAAUACUUGAAUUCAUGAAUAUAGAUCAACAAAUACAUUGAUGUUAAUACAAAUCUGUUCAACACUGAUUGUUUUGUGCAGUUUUCAACAUCUCUACAUUGCUUGGUCCAAAUUUCACAUUUAUUAAUACAAUGUGAUUAGACUUGGGGUGCGGUUUCACUGGCGCAGCGGUAAAAACACACGCUGGAACCAGAGCUGGGAUCUCGAUUACAUCGUAUCGAAUCUCAGCUCUGCCUGUCGGCUAGGCUGAGCGGCCACGUGAACAACGAUUGGCCAGUUGUUCAGAUAUGGGUGGGAUUAACCCGCAUAGGAUCUCUCUCUCAACUAAUGCAAUUACGACCUCCGCUGGCUGAUUGAUGGCGCCUGCACAGAGAUGAGAAAAGGGUGCUCUCAGGGUGUGUCUCUCUGUACACAACGCUGAGUUGCACUGCACUCGUCAAAGUGUAGGUGAUACGAUAGCAUACGGCAUGCUGCCCACGUGUCGGAGGGGGCGUGGGUUAGCUUCGUUCUCCUCAAUCAGAGCGGGGAUCGGCAUUGGUGGAGAGGAAGCAUGACACAAUCGGGCAAUUAAAUGCGCUAAAAGGGGGAGAAAAUGCAUAAAUAAAAUAUAUAUAGAAGUUUGGUUAAGACAAGGGUUGAAGGGUUGAUCAGACUACUUUAUUACAGCAGGUCUUUUGUUAAAAAAAAAAAAAAAAGAGAUACCUAGCCCAAGCAAAGCUAUAUUGUAACUUUUUUCAUACAAAUACCAUUCUCUGGCAUACCAUUUAGUAUACACAGUUUCAAUUAAACAGUGGGGUUUGGAUAUGCCUUGCUGGUAAGGUAAAAUGGCUUGCUUUGUACAUAAUGCAACAUGCGAUUAUUAAAAAAUAAAUUCCCAUUCUCACUUUUC
Trichomycterus rosablanca is the source of this 5249-nucleotide messenger RNA. RefSeq names its product SON DNA and RNA binding protein a (gene sona). The transcript is spliced from 8 exons. The record is from RefSeq and is a predicted model, not a curated record. The coding region runs from base 159 to 3461 and encodes 1100 amino acids. Gene Ontology annotation, biological process: regulation of cell cycle; regulation of mRNA splicing, via spliceosome. NCBI's taxonomy places the organism in Eukaryota, Metazoa, Chordata, Actinopteri, Siluriformes, Trichomycteridae. Gene Ontology annotation, molecular function: RNA binding.